This is a messenger RNA of Colletotrichum karsti, 423 nucleotides long. RefSeq lists its product as uncharacterized. Lineage: Eukaryota; Fungi; Ascomycota; Sordariomycetes; Glomerellales; Glomerellaceae. The transcript has a single exon. The coding region runs from base 1 to 423 and encodes 140 amino acids. The record is from RefSeq and is a predicted model, not a curated record.
AUGGCCGUUGCGGAGAACGCGACGACCGAUGUCUUCACGUUGAACAUGGCAAAGGCCACAUCGGCGUUGUCCAACUUCUCAGUAACCCCGGCCCCAACCCCGGAAGACACGCAGACCUGUCGCACAUCAAUACUCCCAGACGAGAACAAAAAUCAAGAAGCAUCAGGAACAGCUGGGAAGGGCGCCUACCACUACAACACUAGAAUGACGGACGAAGAGCUGCUUCGACAGGAGGAGGAAAACAUAUACAAGGGAAUCCCGUUGGACUGGGCCAAGGUCCAAGUCUCCUUUCUAAAUGCUCGAAGGAAAAAAGGGCUGCGAUACAAGAGGGACAGGCUUUUGUUUUACUCUGGUAUUCUGAAGGAAGCAAAGGCGGCUAAGAAGGAGGAAAAGGAGAAGGCAAAGAAGGCGUUACUCAGUUGA